AUGCCUGAAAGGGUGCCACAUGGUGCACAGGUCUGCCAAAUGGGCGGAAAUGUCCAUUCCUGGGGCAGUGGCGAAAUGGGCCAAUUGGGCUUCCCCUCCCUGGAGGACCUCCCCAAAGAUCAAGAUGGCUACCCCUACGAGCCAACGGCCAGUGUCAUCAAGGAGUUUAAGCAGAUCAAGAUCUGUCAAAUCGCAGGGGGCGAUGGACACACGGCUGCCGUUACAGUCCAUGGGAAGUUGUACAGCUGGGGAGCCAGUGCUUGCGGUCAGCUUGGUCACUGUGAUACAGCUCAGAUGCCCAAGGAUGUAGAAGGCUAUCCCUAUCAACCGGUUCCUCUCUUGGUCAGCAGCCUCCAGGAUGUGUGCAUUGUACAAAUCGCCUGUGGUGACGCACACACGGUAGCACUGUCGCGCGAGGGCGUGUUAUAUAGUUGGGGCGGAGGAGGAUGUGGGCAACUGGGCCACUCAGAGACUUCCAAGAUGCCCAAGGAUGAAGAUGGUUGUCCGUACCAGCUCACCCCACGUGUCGUAGAGCAUCUGCGACCCCACGUCGUAGCCACCGUUGCUUGUGGCAAGGCCCACACCAUAGCAGUUUCAGAGCGCGGCAGAAUGUUCACUUGGGGUGCCGGUGCCUGUGGACAAUUGGGUCAUCCGGAUACCAGCAGCUUUCCAUCAGAUGAAGAUGGCUAUCCUUUUCAGCCUGUUCCGAGGGAAGUAGACCAUCUGAAAGACUUCAAGGUCAUUGCAACAGCCUGUGGGGAUGUGCACACUCUGGCCCUGACAGAUGAUGGCUAUGUGUACUCCUUUGGCGGUGGUUCAUAUGGUCAACUUGGGGUCAAGGAUGUGCUGACCAUGCCAGUUGAUGCUGAUAAUUGUCCCUACAUGCCGACGCCCCAGCCCGUCUUGAACCUGGGCAACAUCGUGCGCUUGGCGUGCGGCGAUUCGCACUCCCUCACCGUGGACCGCGAUGGGCGUCUGUAUUGCUGGGGCGCCAACUCCUGCGGCCAGCUGGGGAUCAUGAAUCCAGAUGACCCCAGAAUACGGAAAGAUCCGGACGGCAUCCCGCACUUGCCGACACCGGCAAUUGUGGAAGCAUUGGCCGACCAGAGGAUAAUAGACAUAGCUUGUGGAGAGGCACAUUCCCUGGCAGUCUCAGCCACUGGGAACCUCUACAGUUGGGGCGCCUGCUCCUGUGGACAACUUGGACUUGGCAGCUGUGAAGGAAUGCCAGUAGACAGUGAUGGCUAUCCAUAUCAGCCCACUCCAACGCUGGUCACGGGCUUCAGAGGACAAGCUGUCUUGAAAGUUGCCUGUGGCGGGGUUCACAAUCUUGCCAUCACCGAGCCAGACCAGUCCCUUGCGCUGAGUCUCUCCAGUUUGGUGAACAGUGAGACCUUGGCGGAUGUUGCUUUUCGCAGCAGCGAAGGCAGUGUCCUCUACGCCCAUCUUUGCAUUUUGAAGCACAAUGCUUUAUCGCUGCACUCCUACGUCAUGGCUCAACUUGAGGGGGGGACGAACAGCAGCGUGGUAGUUGAUGGAGAACAGCAGAUUCCGUUGGUGGCAUUGGCAAACGCGCGAAAGGAGGUCCUCUUGGACUUUAUGCAGUAUGUCUACACGCUGGACAUUGAUGCUGCCACCAUGUCACUUUCCAGCUUCUCCGCGGUUCUAGAACUCUAUCACCUUGGUGAUCGGUUUAACUUGACCAACCUGCUUCCAAAGUGCCGACGGUUGAUACGGCAGCAGUUGGGCAAGCAGAACUUGUACAGACCCAGCACCCUCAACCUGUUUGAUACAAGGUCAAGCUCCGCAGCUCGCAGUGCCCUGCUUUUCCGCGGUUAUCAGGAAGACGUGCCGAGCGACGAGUCACCUGCCCCGGCUCCACCGGACUUCUCCCCCGGUGCUGGCGAUGGCUGGGGCAUCUUCUUCCUCCCCACAGGGCAAGCCCUGGUGCUAGAUGAUGUGGCCUACCGGGAAACGUUGGCACGCGGGACGCUACUGGACCUUCAGGAUAUUGAAGCUCCUAUCAAAGACGAGGAUGCGACAAUCUUGGAGGACCAUAUGCGUCAAAUGCUGGCCGACAAGGAGAGCUGUGAUGUUACAUUAGUUGCGGGCCUUGAAUCUGAUGAAGUGGCGGCACACAAGUGUGUCUUGGCGAGCCGUUCAUCCUACUUCCGGGCAUUGUUUUCAUCCGAGUUUCGAGAGCGAAGCGAGGGCAGAGUUCUUCUCGAGGACAUCACCUUUGAACAGCUCAUCUUGUUGCUGAACUUCAUCUAUGCAGACGAUUGGUUAGCAGAAGAUGCGGACUUUGCGUUGGAUAUGAUUCCCAUUGCGGAUCGGUUUUCAGUUCUGGAUUUGAAACGCCUCUGUGAACGGACGCUGAUUGGUGCCAUGUCAGUGGACAAUGUGGCACGAGUCUUUGCGCUCGCCGACAAGUAUUCUUGCAACAGGCUGCGAAGUAGGGCCUUGUUGUUUAUGACCGACUCCGCCAAUUUCCACCUGGUCAUGAAGACUGCCAGUUUUGCAGAGCUUGACAAGGCGCUGAUCCUCCAGAUUCUGCAUAGUCACAAGACAGCUCCUGCGCCUGCGCCUCCACCCUCCGAGCCGCUUCCGGGCAACUCGGCCACCAAUUCCAAGGCUGGCCAGAGCAAGAUGCGCGACCAUCGCCACCGUGGCGGCAGUGCGGGCGCCGGGACUGCGCGCCCGCCCGGCGCCAAUGCGGCGGGAUUGCGUGGAGGCAGUAGCAGCAGCAGUUGUGCUCCUCUCAGCACCUUGACGGAGGCAUCCACCACGCAAGGUAGAGCUAGCGAUGGCCCGCAAGCACCAUGUGGGGGCAGCAGUAGCUCCUCAACGCUGUUCAGUCCACAAGGUGCUCGCCCGGGUCCCCGAGGUGGCACCAGUCCCGAGCUGCGAUCGGGAGGUUUGGAGGUGCCACGGCUACCUCCAACCCCGGGACGAUCGUCCAUAACUGACCAGACCAACUCGGAUGUCCGUUUUUUUGAACUCGGUCCUGGAUGA
Cladocopium goreaui is the source of this 3015-nucleotide messenger RNA. The record is from the annotation of a GenBank genome assembly. Lineage: Eukaryota; Dinophyceae; Suessiales; Symbiodiniaceae.